CCGACGGUCUUCGACCCCACGCCGGCAAAUGCGGGGUACAGCUCGUGGCGCGCGGGCCGGGUAAGCAGCAGCCACAACCCACAAGAGCGACGGCGAGAUAGAAAGCUGCUGGCAUGCUGGCAGCCCCAGACGAGAGAAAAGGCAGCUCGGCGUGCCCCGGGCUGCGUCCUUUCAAGCUCCUCCAGGGAUGCUGCACCCUGCUGCACGUCCCCCGCCGGCAACGCCGAGUGCGGCAGCAGUAUGCGGACGCCGCCUCCGCAGCGCCGCGCCGCGCGGCGCGAGCCUUGCCCAGCCCCCGGCUGCACGUCGAGCCGCGCCUUUUGCCCCGUGUGCAUCGCUCCAGCACCAUGCACCCUUCCGGGGAGCGGAGAGCGGGGCUGCAGAGCACCAGCACUGCCAGCAGCAGAUGUUGCAGCACAGCCUUCGAGCGAGAUGGCUGCUGUGGCGCUGGGUGCUGCUCCAGCCGCUCGGCAUCGCAGCCGAGGGCGAAGCGCGAAGAAAGCUGCACGGCACCGUUGCCGGUGCAUGCGCCGAUGCUCAGGGCCCUUCUACGCCACGGCGGCGGCCGUGAGCUGAGAUGCCGCUCUGGGUACGGCUCACUAUUCCAGCACCGGCCCCGCCUUCUCGUUCCGUCUGAGCGUAGCUCUCCGAAGGAUCUUAGCUGCUGUGCUUGCCGUCUGAGGUCGAUGCCUUCAGGCAGCACUGCACCGCUGUCGCAGCGCUUCCUGCGGCAUGCUCUGCUCUCUGUUUCGGGCAGGUCCUUUACCCCUAGAGUGGCCAGCAUAAUGAGGUACCGGCUCAUCAACGGCACAAGCCGGGCACGUCGAUGAUCGACAGGUCGGCCAGGGCCUGCACGCCGUGUGCGCCCAAGGUCCACCUCUCCGCCUGCUGCUGCAGCGAGCAGCACCGCAUCGACGGGCGCCGCGGC
Molecule: messenger RNA, 928 nt
Organism: Tilletiopsis washingtonensis
Lineage: Eukaryota; Fungi; Basidiomycota; Exobasidiomycetes; Entylomatales
Exons: 1
Coding region: 114-830 (238 amino acids)
Source: RefSeq, a predicted model, not a curated record